Cottoperca gobio is the source of this 2153-nucleotide messenger RNA. Its product is annotated as thiosulfate sulfurtransferase-like. Gene Ontology annotation, cellular component: mitochondrion. The transcript is spliced from 2 exons. The coding region runs from base 852 to 1736 and encodes 294 amino acids. The record is from RefSeq and is a predicted model, not a curated record. Gene Ontology annotation, molecular function: thiosulfate-cyanide sulfurtransferase activity. Lineage: Eukaryota; Metazoa; Chordata; Actinopteri; Perciformes; Bovichtidae.
AAAGACUUACCAUGUUUUCGUCUGUAAACAAGAAUCUAAGGACACAUUGGACAACACAUCAACACGUCACACUAUCAGCUGAAAUUGAAAUUGAAAUUGAAAUUAAAUGUUCUACCCCAUCCUGAAGCAACAAUGAAGAAUUCACAUCUAGCAACUACUGCUAGACUGUUCAGGGGAAUCAAUACAUGUAACUAUAGUAACAGCAACAAUUUUCCUACAAUUGUAGUGCACGAAUAAUAUGCCAAAUACAGAUUUUUGUAAAUAUCUUAAAAACUAUUCAAAAUGGGCAAUCAAAAUGUAUUACUGACCCCCCAUAAUCUGUCCAUUGCGCACAUUUUGAGUAGUCAAGCAACCUCCUAGGUCAAACGGUCUCGGAGAUACCGCUUUGGCAAUAUAUUCGUCCGCAUUUUGGCAAUUUCACCCUGUCUGUGAAAUAUGUCACCAACCAAAUAAAGUUCCCAGACCUUCAAUUAGUACAUUCCUGAAGAGUUUAGCUCUGGACAUAGAAGUGCAUACAAAACCACCAUGAGCUACUCUAGUAUGGUGGAAAGGAACAGGGAAAAGUGUGAGAACUGUGGAGUUAAAAUGUGGAACAGUCCAUAUUACAUUGCACCAUGUAUAAAACAGAAAGAGAACAGCUAAAUGACAAAUACCAGCCAAGCACUAUUUACUUUCUUAAGUGACACACAGUUUGUGAGAAGAAUUCCAACUAGGUUAAAUCAUGGAUGUGACAUCCAUGGGUUAAAUAGUAAAUUGACAUGAUGUUACACACUCUUGCACCGUAGAUGGCGGUAUGCGCCCUAAAGUUGUUUGCAAUUUGACUGCUAAAUUACAUAACCUUAGUUGAAGACAUGGGGUUGCAAGCUCCAACACUUGUUACUGCUAAAUGGCUCGCAAACUUGGUCAAGAGCAAUCUUGUCGGACCGCGUCUGCGGAUCCUGGACACGUCCUGGUACCUACCGAUGAUGAAACGAGACGCCAAGAAGGAAUUCGCACAAUCUCACGUCCCGGGAGCGUCUUUUUUUGACAUCGACGAGUGCUCGGAUAGGGACUCAAAAUACGAUCAUAUGCUCCCCAGCGAGCAGUUUUUCGCCGACUACGUAGGGAAUCUGGGCAUAGGAAAUGAUAGCCAUGUAGUUGUUUACGAUGCCAGUGACUUUGGAGCUUUUUCCUGCACCAGGGUCUGGUGGAUGUUCAGGUUGUUCGGCCACCCUCAAGUGUCCGUGCUGAACGGGGGGUUUAGGGACUGGCUCAAGAAGGGUUACACAGCAACAGGCACGUACACUAGGCCUGAAGCAGCCACCUUCACCGCCACCAUGAACCGCUCCUGGGUCAGGUCUUUUGAGGACAUCACUGACAACAUUGCAACACAGCAGUUCCAGGUGGUGGAUGUCAGGCCCCAUGAAAGGUUUUGCGGGAAAGCACCAGAACCAAGAGAGGGUGUCAAACCGGGUCACAUCCCUGGCUCCAAAUGCAUGCCUUUCCUGGAGUUUCUCGAUGAUGAUGGCAUGAUGCUGUCCAAAGAGAAGCUGAAGAAAUUCUUUGAGGAGUCGAAGGUGGACCUGAAUAAGCCAAUCUGUGGAUCGUGUGGCUCCGGUGUGACCGCCUGUCACAUGGUGCUGGCUGCCCACCUGUGUGGCGCCCCUGGGGCGACUGUGUAUGAUGGAUCCUGGUAUGAGUGGUUCAGCAAGGCUCCGUCUGAGCAUGUCGUCUCCGAGGUUAAAAGAAAGCUUUAAUUGACAAAUCAGCCGUUUGAAUUAACACUUUUAUGAUACUGAUCAACUGUAAUCACAAAUAUUUAAACCUCCAGAAAUCAGCAGAAACUAUAAAAUCUUAAAUCUAUGCUGUGUGUGCUUGUUAGAGGAUCUAUAUAUAUAUCUAUGUCUAUAUUGGAAUGUGAAACCUCCUACUAUAGCGCCUGCCCUCUGGACUUUUAAAGAAAUGUAUCCACAUGGUACAGCCUGCUGGUGCUUUGGGGGAAGUGCACUUGGAAAACUGAAUUCCAGUUUGUAUGUCAUAGCCUCUACUUCACAGUUAUGAACUGCCUUAGAAAAAGGACAUAUGCAAGUAAUUACAUUUGUUCCAAUGAGUUUUGAUAUGUGAUUUAAAAUGAAUCUAUAUUUUUUCCAUGUCAAUAAAAUCAAGUGUAAGAA